CCAGCUUAAAGCGGCACUCGGUUAUACGAGAGGAACAGUGACUUUACAGUUAUACUGAUUCGACAUAGCUGUAGCGGUUGGCCAGAUUAGCAGCCAUUUUGUUCACUAAUGUCGAUCAAGGUGAAUUGUCACAGCAGUUGUAGCGUAGACCUGUGGUAACAACUUAGCGAGAUGAUCAGACCUCUAGCAUCAGAUUCCUCCACUAUUUCAACAAUGGAGUUCUCAGGCUCCGUCAGCCCCACGGAUGACCGUGCGGACAGAGCAAGACCCCAGGAACGGCGAAUGCGACGUUUCCAACCCCACUGGCAGGAUGCAUAUCCCUGGGUAUUCUUCGACGAGGUUUUGGGAAAGAUGUUCUGCAGAAUCUGCAAAGAAAACCCCGAUGUUUCAGAUCCAGCUUCCGCUUACUUUACAGGAGGUUGUUCCAACUUCCAGAUCAUGUCGCUCCAGAGUCAUGCCAAGAGCAAAGGUCAUAUCAGUGCUGAGGAAGUCGCUCGAAUGAAGUCGGGGGUUGGCGUAGACGUCUUCCACACCUGGAGCCCUGACCAGACGUCAACAGAUGCAUCAUCUCCAUCGUCAUCUUCUGGACCUGCUAUUGCCGGACAUCCGAUGCAGUUUGCUCACCCAAUUCACCUAUUCACCAACAACGUCAGGUCGUCUCAUUACAAGAGCACAACUGAUAUGAUUAAUGAAGGUUUCAGGGCCAUGCACGACAGACUUUUGAAAAAUAUGGACACGACACGUUCAGAAGGUUCUGUGUUCCCUGUCAGACAGCUUGCUCCCCACACAGCACCAUCUCAGUGUGUGGUAAAGCAACAGUAUCGCCCCAGCUCCACCUACCACAACGUUGACUCUGUAGACAGUCCGAGAGAAUCCCCCGGGACAUCCCAGAGUUAUGUCACACAAGUUUGUCCCUCGCACAAAGUGAAAGCCAUGUUUUUAAAUGCACAUGCUGCCGCGAAGACAGGCAUGUCAAAACAGGACUACACGUGGAUGUGUGACCUGGACAAAGCCAAAGGACUGGACAUGGGGGACCACCACAACGCUGGAGAAUGCCAAAUUAUACAGAAACUGAUUGCAAAUUCUGUAACUCCUCGACUUCGAGCUGCGAUUGAGAAAUGUAGACACUUCUCAGUUAUAUGUGACACAGUAAGGUCACGCACUGCUGACCUGCUUGUCUUUUACAUAAAAACAAUUGAACGAGGAAAACCACGAUUUUACGUAUUGAACGCACAAACUGUUGACGCAAAGCAGGAAGGGUGUUUUUCGGAACAGUUAGAGAAGGCUUUGGGAAGAGAACUAGAUGGCAUCAGCUGGAAACCCAAGCUGAUUGGCGUCCUCCAUAACGUGGACAUGAAGUGGUAUGAGGGCAAGGAAGUCGCAGUCCGCCAUGUACCUAAACCAGAGAAAGCAGCCAUCAAAAUAAAAACAGAGCCAGGUGUGCCACCUCCACCACCAUCACCUCCACCGGAGGCGUCACUACAGGACGGUUUUUUGCCGCCUCCGCCGUUUGCGCAUCGAUGUCUUCUCCACCGAAUUCAGCUGUUUGUGACGGAGACAAUCAGGCCACUUCCUUACGAUAAACAAAUCUCAGACGGUCUCAGAUUGGUGAAGCAACUUUGUGAGGAUGUGUUCCCCGAUUCCGCGUUCCAGAACAGCACAGAGUCACUGUGUGAGGAGACAACGUGGCCUUCAGCUAGACUUGCCGAUGUUCUUGUUUUCACAAAGAAGUUCUCCAGUAUUAUUGAAGUAUUAAGCAAGCAGGAGAACAGGAGUUGUCCAAGUAUCCCUGACGUGGUGGAUUUCUUCAAGUCCCAUCGGUUUGUCAAAUAUAUUCACUUUUUAUCUGACCUUCUGGGAGUUCUCGACAACGCUUUCCAAACCCUUGGGAAAAGCUACACCACCAUUGGAGAGGUGUAUGAGACUAUCAGCGACACCAUCGACAACGUAAAGAAAUUACAAAAAAGAUCGGGACAACAGCUUGUGAAAGUUGAAAAAGACCCAGAAUUCCAAGGCUUCUUCCUAUCGACUGAAGGAAUGGAUGAUUUUGAGACGGACCGGGAAUUCAUUCUGACGUCACUCGUCGCUGACCUUGCACCUCGAUUGUGUGACCUUCGGGAAGACAAGAUGGCCGCGAUGGCAAAACUUGCAAGCCUUCAACAAUGGCCUGUAGACACAGAAGACCUGAAAGACUAUGCCGAUGAGGAUCUGCUACUGAUUGUUGAGACUUACGGCAAUAUCCUGCGCGAAGGCGGAGUCGACAUCGACAAGUGUCUGAUGGAGUGGUCUCAAUUGAAAAACCAUGUCCGGCGGAGAUUUUCAAGUCCUGUUAAUACAUCGUGGGAAAGCAUCAUACCGACUUGUAAGGGCAAGUGUGAGAAUGUCCUCGCCGUUCUAUCGUUUAUUCUCACCCUUCCUGGACAGUCGGUUGAAGUUGAAAGGGGGUUUCACUAUCUUCAGCGACGAAAUAAAGUGGAGAGCCUGGAAGCCGAUGAAGUGCGCGACCAGCUGCGAAUUUUCCAUAACUUGCCGAACAUCGGUGACUUCGACCCGGAACCACACGUUGAAACUUGGCAAGAACACAAUAUUCAAGAUGGCGGGCCACCUAAGAAGAAAUCUCGCCGCAUCACACCGGAAGAAGAUGACGAAGCAUAUCCACUGUUCUUCUCAGAGUAGAUCAUAUUCUUCAUUUGAAAACAAGAUGGUUCAUAAUUAUGUACAUUGACUUACUUGAUGUUUUUCUUAGGGAAAAAGUGGAAGAUAAAUGUCUGCAUGUACAUUCUUAAUGUUUCGAAAACACAUCAAAGCAUGCAUUUAUCCUCUGAACUUCAUGGUACAGUCAUGAUGUCACGUACAAGGUAUUACGGACAGCGGUAGAAUAGGUCUUCAGCAACCCAUGCUUGCCGUGAAGGCGACUAUGCUUGAAGUAAGAGGUGACUAAUGGGAUCGGGUGGUCAGGCUUGCUGACUUGGUUGAUGCAUGUCAUCGUAUCCCAUU
This is a messenger RNA of Haliotis rufescens (red abalone), 2997 nucleotides long. RefSeq lists its product as uncharacterized. The coding region runs from base 172 to 2676 and encodes 834 amino acids. The transcript has 6 exons. NCBI's taxonomy places the organism in Eukaryota, Metazoa, Mollusca, Gastropoda, Lepetellida, Haliotidae. The record is from RefSeq and is a predicted model, not a curated record.